CACUCCUUCACGAACAUGGCGUUUCACUAGUGGACUGUACACGGGCUUUUCGAGAUCAAAUUGAGGUUUAAACGGUGUGACGAGAGACAGACCUCGUUGCAACCUGAACAAGACACCGUAAGUACAGGUCAAAUCAGUGCAAGGAAAUCCAAGGAUAAGCAUACGCAGAAAAUCUACCCAGCCAUUCGUGACGACAGUAACUAACCUCCUCAAAAACUAAAUCUCCCAGCGUACCCUGCAGUGAGUCCAUGUGGGCGUGCAUGGUCAUCCCCUCAGACUGGCAGAGCAGGCUGACAUAGCGGGGCCAGUGGGUGACAUUGUCCUCCAGCCGACGUUGGGGAUCGAGGGGACAUUCGGAGGGUGAAGGCGCUGCCUAUGCUCGUCUGGUGUGUGUGUGAGACUCGGAGCAUGGUGAGAGGCUGCGCUGGUUGCCAUGGAGCUACAGGAUAAGAAGCAGGAGGAUGGGGGAGCGGGGACCUUGGGCUUGUCCACUGGUCAGGCUCUGGGAAUACUGAGGGACCAGCUCACCACCCUGCUUGACCAGCACCAGACCACAGGCCGUGGCAAACAACCCACUGCACAGGAGCAGUGGGUGAAAAGCUUCCUUCACCAUGGCAACCGCCACUCCUGUCUCCAUUGGCCGGGAGCCGCCCUCACACUGCUGGUGGUGGUGGGACUUCUCUGUUGUUAUGGCGACCAGCCGCACGGCAGUUCUGGGAUAGAGUUGGUGAACGCUGCAGCCCUCCUCAUGCUCUUCACGCUGAGCUUCAUGCUGAUUGGUCGGCAGCAGAGGCUGAGGAGAACUGAGAUGGUGCACCGGCUCAACAGCAUCAUCAAUCAGCUCAACGGCUACCUGUCGGGCUGGGCAGAUUUGGGUGAGGGGAUGAGGUGGUCUCCUUCCCUUUACCCUGACCUGUACACCCCCUCCUCCCCCUCCUGGUCGCUCCACUGGACCUACCGCGACUCCAACCUGGUCAACCUGCCUGUGUCCCUACUGGUGGAGGGAGACGUCAUAGCACUACGGCCAGGACAGGAGACAUUCUCUUCUCUCAGAGGCAUCAAUGAUGACGAUCAUAUAGUUCUGGAGCCAGGGGACAUGUUCCCACCUCGUUCCCCCCCUCCCUCUCCCCGGGGGGACCAGAAGAGGGGUCCCCAGAGCCCCCAGCAGCACCGCCUCUUCAGGGUGGUCCGCACGCCCAUCCUCGACAGCGUCAGGAACAGUCUGGACCUGGCUCUGUCUCGACCAAUCACAGCCCUGGAUAACGAGAGGUUCACCGUUCAGUCCAUCAUGGCCAAGUUCGCCUGCCCUAUUGUACUGAUGACGUUCUUGGUUGUGAAUACAGUGCGUUAUUUCUUUGACGCCCCUAGCCUCACUCCUGGACGCUUCAACUUCAUCCAGCUGCAGCUGAUGGGAGUGCUGCCCAUCCUUCCCCUGCUGUUUCCUGUCAUGUGGGUGCUGGUCAACACCUAUGGCGAGGCUAGCGUCCUGGCUGAGUCCAGCAGAGCUUCUCCUACUGGCUUGCUUGCUAAGUUCUCCGAGGACACUUUAAGCAGCUACACUGAAGUGGUGUCCUCCCAGGAGAUGCUGCGGUGUGUGUGGAGACACCUGCUGGGCGUGCUGAAGGGAGAAUCACAGACACUCUGUUAUACUUCCAGCCUGCUACACACACUUGGCUCUGUCACUGUGUUGUGUUGUGUGGAUAAACGGGGUGUAUUAUCCUGGCCUAACCCCAGUCCAGAGACGGUGCUGUUCUUUAGUGGUCGCGUGGAGCCGCCUCACAACGACAGUCAAGAAGACCUGCGAGACGACCUCUCUGUCAACUCCGAGGACCGGGACGAGACACUGGAGGGGGAGGCUCUGCUGUGUAUGCCAAUGAUGGAUGGGUAUGAGCCCAGCGAGACGUCACAUGACACUGGCUGUUCGCAAGCACGGGAGACACACACACGCACCAAACAUCCCUCAGGAUCUAAUGUCAGCUUCAGCCACGACACUGAUGGAGGGGAUCAGGGCCCUGAACAGGAUAUGUCGGGUUGCUAUGACAACGAAGCGGAGGACUACGUGUGUGAUUACCACCUGGAAAUGUUGAGUCUGUCUCAGGACCAGCAGAACCCGGUGAGUAUCCAGUUCGACGAGCAGGGCUGGCAGUGCCACCUGCCCAGCCUCAAGCCCCUGGGCCUCAACAUCCUGCUCAACCUGUGCAAUGCCAGCGUCACCCAGCAGCUCUGCCGCUUCUCCGACCACCUCAGUAACCUGGCGCUGCAGGAGAGCCACGGGGCCGUGCUGCCCGUCCACGUGCCCUGGGGACUGUGUGAGCUCUCCAGGCUUAUAGGGUUCACUCCCGGGGCGAGGGAGCUGUUUAAACAGGAGAACCACCUAGCUCUGUACCAGCUGCCCUGUGGGGAGAAGGCCAAGGAGUCUGUCCCUCGACGCCAACAUAACUUUACCAAGAGACAACCUCCCAUCAGCCACCUCAUCUCCCUCUUCAUCAGAGACUCCUCUUCCAAUAACGUCCAGAUGUUGUCUCACGGCUCAGCUGACCUCAUCCUGGAGGCCUGCACUGAUGUCUGGGACGGAACCGACAUCUACCCCCUCUCUGGCUCCGACAGGAAGAAGGUUCUGGACUUCUACCAACGGGCCUGUCUGUCGGGAUACUGCUCUGCUUUUGCCUACAAGCCCAUGCAGGUGUCUCUGUCCAACCAGCUCAAUGGGAAAUGUGUGGAGCUAGCCCCCGGACCCAACCUCUUCUCUGGGGUAGAACUGCCCUCCACCACCCCUAUCAAACAUGUCUCCCGCAGGAACUCCUGGAGCUCUGAUGAGGGUAUAGGAGGUGUGGAGAAGGACGACUGUGUUCAGGCUCUGAGUGGUCAGAUCUUUAUGGGGAUGGUGUCAUCACAGUUCCAGGCUCGUCUGGACACCGUCAGGCUCAUAGACGCUCUGGUCACCGCCUGCAUACGCUUCGUCUACUUCUCUAUGGAGGACGAACUACGCAGCAAGGUGUUUGCAGAGAAGAUGGGCCUGGAGACAGGAUGGAACUGUCAUAUCUCUCUGACCCCAAACAGAGACAGUCCCUGUGACGGCGCCCCCAACAGCCCCGGCCAGUACUCCGUACACGAUGAACAUCAAGACCCCAGAGAUGAGGCAGAGGGGCUGCUGUUACCAGAGGAGGAGACCACUGAUGUCCCCAGCUUCCUGGAGGACUGCAACCGGGCGAAGCUACCUCGUGGUAUCCACCAGGUUCGUCCUCACCUGAAGAACAUUGACAACGUGCCUCUGUUGGUGCCCCUCUUCACCGACUGUACCCCAGAGACCAUGUGUGAGAUGAUCAAGAUCAUGCAGGAGAACAGAGAAGUGACGUGCUGCCUGGGGAGCUCUGCUAACUUCCGCAACAGCUGCCUCUUUCUACAGAGUGACCUCAGCAUCGCCCUGGACCCCCUGUACCCGUCGCGGUGUUCGUGGGAGACGUUUGGCUACGCUACAGGGGCAGGGCUGAACGGGGAAGUGGAGGGUCUGUCUCCUCUCAGUCUGUCUGGUCAACUCAACACCCUGGCCUGUUCUGUCACCUUCCACCAGGGGGAGUCGGUCAGCAUGGUCAAACUCAUAGAACAGGCACGUCACACCACCUACAGCAUCCGCAAGAGUUUCCUGUUCCUGUUGCAGUGUCAGCUGACCCUGGUCCUCAUCCAGUUUCUGGCCUGCCUUGCCCAGCUCCCUCCUCCCAUGAACAUCACUGACAUCCUGUGGCUCUCCUGCUUCAGCUGUCCAUUGCUCAGUGUGUCAUUCUUAGGAAAGCCAGCAGACAGUUCUGUGAUGAAUGUAGCCACAGGGAAGAACCAAGAUGCCAUCCCCAGAAAGACGCAGACCUACUUCCUGGGUUGUUUCCUGCUGAAGUUUGGCCUGACCGUGUGUGCCUACCUGCUAGGCUUUGGCUUCACGCUGCACGAGGUCUGCCUGAGGACCAACAACCUGACACUGGCCGAUAACACCACCAUCAACUGUACUGAUAUCCUCAGGGUCAGUUCGGCUCUGGACGCUCCCCAUUGGUUCAGAGAGCUGUCCAACGGCCUGCUGCUCACUCAGAAGGUCAUGGCUGGAUUCCUGGCCCUGCACACUGUGGUCAUCUCGCUAAGUUACGUCCAUCGCUCCCAGCCUCUGUGGAAGAAGAACCCUUUCAGCAACACCUGGUGGUGCCUCACUGUCCUUGUAGUUCUGUUGGGUCAGAUGGUACAGGCCACGGUGGACUACAAGCUGUGGCAGGACAGGUCGGCUUCUUUGACCUUUGGCCUGAAGGACAUCCCCAUGCUGGCCUGGCUGUUGGUCUCCCUGUCCUGCCUGGUGGUGGUGCUGCUCAACGAGGCCGUCAAACUACACGAGAUACGGGUGAGGGUUCGCUACCAGAAGAGACAGAAGCUACAGUUUGAGACCAAACUAGGGAUGAACUCUCCCUUCUGAUUGACAAUUAACAGAAGGGCGUUUCAAAGCAUGCUGUGAACCAAUCAGCCCUCGGGGAAAGAUGAGGGACCAGAAUCUGGAGGAGGCCGAAGUUGGCCCUAACCACUGACACAGGGUCAGAUGGUUCUCAUCCCUCUGUUUGUUAGGAUUGUAGAAAGGGUUACCUGACUUUAGAUCUGUGGUUUAGGGGAACUUCUACCUUAAACCCAGAAUCAAUCAAACUCAUUGAGUGCCCAUUGACUUGAUGCCAGGAUCACUCAACCCACCUCACCGUGAAAGCACUUUGCCUAGCAGGUCCUCCAAACCGAUACAUGUGCUGGGUGGUCGAACACUGCGAAAAUCCAAUCUUUUUUUAUUUUUUAGAUUUAAAUUAUAUUGUAUCAUUGUUAUGUUUAAAAAAAAAAGAGGAAAAUCCCAAAGAAUGUUAUUUUCUUUUUUUGCUUUUAAAAGAAAGACUGCUAAGAAAUGUGAAUAAUUUAUUAUCUUGUGGAAUGUUUUUCUUAAGGCAUGGGGAAGGUUUUACUGUAUCCCCUACUUGAGUUUAGGGAAGGGGUUAUUUUCUCCUAGUUACUGGUCUGAUACUGGCUCACAUGGGGAUUAUCACACUUUCACACUUCAGCAUGUCUCCCCCUUUCACAUGAAUCCCAAUACCAUAGUAGAGUACAAUAGCCUUCACCUUGAAUGUAGUGUGUCAUUACAGCCACUUGCUGCUGUAUAUCUGAAUGCCCAAGCAGUGCUGAAAGGAUAGGAGAGAUGUAUCUAGUAACAUGGCCCAGAUUCUGGUCUGGGACAAUGUCCUGGUCCUAAAUCUGUCAAAUAAUUGGCAUUGAUAGACCUGAAAAGCCUGCCAUCAAGGUGAAGUCUGGAGUCCACAAUGUAGUGCUAACCCUGUGGAUUCACUUGAAGCAGUUUCAGAAAGGUUCUGUUGACCAUACUAAGGAUUUCUUAACAAGGCUACUCUUUAUAGCCCAGACUUCUAGCCAUGAAAUCAACGUGGCAUGUUCUUAACCAGGAUCCAAGAAUAUCCAUUGCGAUUUUCCUUCCUAACAAAUGUUUCCUUUGUUUCAACCACACGAUCCGACUCCCGAGCCGAGCCAAGGGCAAUCCUGCUCUAAUGCAAUAAGUAAUGAAGAUUCAUUUCAUUUACUAUAAACAAGUAAAAACGGAAUUUGUAUCUUUCUAGGUUAAUUGUAUUUUGAAGAAUGUGCUAGCCUGCCACUUUGAAACUCAUGUACUGUAAGAAAGGGAUUUGUUUAAUCAUCAAUGAUCCUUGUGUACAUACUGUUUUUCCCACCAGAGUUCUACUGACUGUGGUCUACUCAAGCUAAUAAGGUUUCGUCCGUGGUGUUCUAGAUUAGAAUAGCCUCUAGAGAUUUAGAGCAUCCCAGGGUAUUCUGAAGGUGCUUCAUGUCAUCCAGUUGUCUUUUUACUGGCCUGUGUGCUUGUUUCUGCAUUUGACAACAACAAUGUGCAAGCUGACUUAGUCCGCGAUUCAAUCCGAUCACGCUUGUAAGACAAUGCUCAAUUGGAAAUGGCCUAUGUCAAGCGCUGAAUGGUGCUUUCGGAUUGAAUCCUGGCCUAAAAGCAGAAUUACUGAGACCUGCCAGGCUACCUGUCUGUGUUGGGUGAUCAUAUCGGUAGACCCAUUUCAACUCUACAAAUGAUGACUAGCUACAGAUUGAUCAGCCACAGCUGUUCUAUUUUCAUUGUUGUUGUAUGUUAUUUUUACAGCUUGACGUGUUGAUCUUCUUAUCCUUGUUUCCCAAAUGGCACCCUAUACACUUCGGUUUGGAGUUUUUCCCCCGGUUGUAUCACGAGGUCAGAAAAAAACUCCUGUGCCCAAGUCAAACUAUAUACAUUUAAUAAUGCGUGGUGCGCCCACACCUCUCGACUUCUCACCACGUGCUCUGGUAUUGGUUACCCCUCUCUGUUUUGAAUGUGGGCUACAGUGCUCAUACGUUAUAUUGACAUGGGGUCGAAGCAGGGCCCAAGAUGGCAUAAAAACAUGGUGCCUACUUUUUUAUUUUUUAUUAACACCUCAGGAUCGGGCCUCGCACACUUGUGGUCUUCACAGGCUCCCUUUGGUUGGUGCGUACUUACUUUAAGUGACACAGAAGAGUUGGUAGGUGCAUGGUCUGCUAGAUCUGUGUGUGGUAGAUAUCAUGUAAAAGCACUGGACUACUUAGAUCCUUGUUGAAUGAACAACGAUCUUAAAAGGGAAAACAGACUGAAGAUGUUGGUUUUUGUACAAUAGAAUGCAUCCACACACUGCACAUAAGUACAUUUCAAUCCAUCAAAUGUAUUUCCCAUAUAUGACUGGACACAUCUACUCAUUCAAGGGGUUUCUUUAUUUAUACUAUGUUCUACAUUGUAGAAUAGUGAACUUCAAACCUAUUAAAUAACACGCAUGGAAUCAUGUAGUAAC
Messenger RNA from Oncorhynchus gorbuscha (pink salmon), 6875 nucleotides. Its product is annotated as transmembrane protein 94-like. Gene Ontology annotation, molecular function: nucleotide binding. Lineage: Eukaryota; Metazoa; Chordata; Actinopteri; Salmoniformes; Salmonidae. Bases 434 to 4450 code for a protein of 1338 amino acids. The transcript is spliced from 31 exons. The record is from RefSeq and is a predicted model, not a curated record.